Molecule: messenger RNA, 654 nt
Organism: Diaporthe amygdali
Lineage: Eukaryota; Fungi; Ascomycota; Sordariomycetes; Diaporthales; Diaporthaceae
Exons: 1
Coding region: 1-654 (217 amino acids)
Source: RefSeq, a predicted model, not a curated record
AUGUCCUCAAUAGCUGCCAAAAGAUCUUCCCCAGAUAACAUCGACGACCUCCUCGAGACACACCGGCCUCUUUUCCGCCGGCGCAAGCUGAACCGCCCAGGCUCGCCACCACCGUGCCUGAGAUGCGCCAUCAAGGGCAUGCGCUGCGCAUUAUUAGGCUCCGACGCGCUUUGCCAGCGAUGCGGGCGCAACGGCGAGGAGUUCUGCAUUCAGCAGAAAGAAGACCUGACCAAGCCGGAGGAGGCUGAGGAGGAGAGCCGGGACCACACCGUGGUUAUCAGCCGGUUCCGCCGCAGCGGCCUCGUGGUCUUCGAGUGCAUGGUAUACAGUCUUGACCCAGUUCUUGUCCAGGACAAGAGGAGGCUGCUCGCCAUUGCUGCUGACAUGUUACAGGAUGGGCCUGGCGCUACAUAUGUACAUGGCACACGGGUUAGCCUGACACAGGCGAAGAACUUCGUAUUGCCUUCGUGGCAUAGAAAUGACAGACCCGAGAAUAGGGGGAAUAAGCACCAUAGUAUUGCCACGUAUAGGACUUACCUUGGCCCAAUUGUGGCGUGGAGGGCUGCAGAGGAGCGGAGGCUGGCCUUGAAGCAAGAGGCUGAAAAAGCGAGGCUUGAGGAGUUGAAGCAGCAACACUGUGAAGGCAGGGAGUAA